UCUUGUGUUUUCUUUCCCUGCAAUAGUAAUAUAUUGGUUUCAAAUUAAUUUGGGAUUCUGUUCAAAUUUGAACAUUUUUCUCAGCACUGUUACGAAUUGCAUUUCAUGUCUAUAAUGUAAAAACUGUAGCAUAAUUUAUGUAUUUGAUACUUUUUUUAUAUGUUCACUUCCAGUGUUUCUCCGUAUGGUUCUUUUCCCCCCAGGCUUGCUUUUCUUGAUCACUGAGGAACUUGAAACACCACUGUCUUUAGUUAGAAGUGUUAAGUGCUUGCUGUCAGAAAGCAGACUGGAGUUUCUCCUGGUUGCAGAAAACGUUACCACGUUUGAACACACUUGGAGACAAUAAUCUUGAGGCAGUGCUUACAACAAGAGUGAGGUAAAGGUUUAUUCUGUGCAACCUCAGCUGAUUCAAAUUGAGAAUUUAUUCCCCCUCUUGCUGGUGUUUACAACUACUCUGUAAGCACUUCUGUCCCUCAGUCAUUUAAUUACUCAUUUUGUGCUGGCUCAAUUUCAGCUAAAAACGUCAUUUGGGACAGUAUCAGAAGCUCUGCUGAAGGCAGGACAGGGAGCUGCUGUCCAAUUAAUCCUCAUGCAAAGGAAGUUGGAAUGGCUCCACACAGCUGUUGUUAGCCCAGUGACCCACCUGCUUGGCUUUUCCAGUCACCGUCACCCCCUGGGAGGUGUCAGGACUCCAGAGGAUCCCAGACCCCCUGGCCUGUUCUGAAAGGACAGUUUUUGCUCCUUGCUGCUGAGGAGGAACCUCCUCGUUCGCCACCUUCUGAGCACUGAGUGUUAAAGGGUUUGGUUUCAGUUUGGCCCCUUCCUUCUGGUUCUGUCUUGUGUUGCACUGAAGCUCAGAGCUUUUAUAGUGUGUUAUUGUAUCUCACUGGCUAAAUAAAAGCCUAAAGCACUGCACCUUUAGCUGUGAGCAGCACAAUGGUACCAGUGUAAUAGUAGUUACUCUUUUUUUACUUGGCAACAAAUGCUUUUGGUAGAGCAGCACUGGAACCCAGUUAGUCUAAGGGUAGGUCAUUUAGGAAUCUUUGCAUGUGUUCUAACAGAAAAUCCUUUCAGACUACUAGCAGUUUUCUUCCUUUUGGAAAAGAAAAAAUUGAAUAUUCAGUUAGGAGUAGAUUAGGUUGUCUUCAGUUUUGAAAAUACCAGUACAUGACUGAUUCUGUUGAAUGCGAACUACUUAAUUAAAAAAUUCCUUUUUUUUCUGAGAAAUCAGAGCUGCUGCUUGAACACAGGGACGAGACAGCAGAGACCACUUGUUCAUUGGUAAUUAAACAUACUGAGAGAAUUUACAUGUUCUCUCUUGUUGAGGCCACAGUUCUAAAAGCACGACAUGAUCACAAUUUUCUUGCUAAGAGUGCUGAAUAUUCAAUUCAGGUUUUGGGCAUCUCAGGGAGAUAAUUCCAGCUGGAUAAAGCCACAUGCCUUGACUAAACCUAGUGAUGUUGUGCAGACUUUUCUUAGCUGAGGAUCUGGCCCUUCACAGUAUGAAUGUAUUCAAAAUUGUACUUUAUUAAUGCUACCCUGUUUCCUGUGUACCCCUACUGCUGUAUGUAAUUAAUUUUUUGCAUCAUUUAAUUUGCAGCUUGUUCGUAGAUUUCAGCAUAAAAAUAAUUUUCUUUUUAAGAUUAAAUGGGAACUUAUAUUGUGAGUUUAUUGCAUUCUGUAACUUAAAGGUUUACAUCCCUCAAAAGCCAUUUUGUCUGCUACCAACUGCUGUAAUCCUUUGAGUACCUCCAGCCAUCUUCUCUUUCUAGGAUUUUUAUAGUUAAACAGAAUGGAUUUUUAUUUUUGUAGCUUGUAACUUCAAAUAUGUAUAGCAGUUGUUUAGUAAUCAGUGAUCAGAAUACUGUAAAAAUGUUACCUUUAAGAGCUGUAACUUUAAAUUAGUAGUAACUACUUACAAGAAAAUACCAGCAUGUUAGCAGUUAAAAAAAAAAAAGUUAUUCUUUAGCUUCACAUACUGUGAUGCUGCAACUUGGGAUUUGCAUUGAAUGUGUUUACCCAUAUAUUCUGACAUUGCACUAAACAGGAAAAAUAUGAGCUUAGAGUGCAAUAGGUCAAAAAAUAGAAUUUAUAACAUCUUAGAUUUUUUCAUCUGAUAAAAGUAACAUUUGAGAUUCAGUAUUUUUUUGUUUCCCACCGAGCAGUGAGGGAGGAGUAGACUCUUGACAGAUCAGUUGUAUCCUUAUGGUGCAGUUUGAGAUCUGUAUUUAGUGCUCAAACAUAAACAGACACCGUCUGCAUCAUUCCUGCCUCUCUCCUCAGAGAACAGAAACUCAGAGCAAACCCCACUGCUGACAGCUGUACAGUAUGUGAGAUCUUACUUGCAAAGAAAGAACCAGCCACCAUAAUCUUGAACCUCCAAAAUAAACACUUAAAUCAAAAUUUUCCAAUUUUUCCUUGACAUCAACUGACAUUUUCAAAUCCCACACUGGUUUUCCUUUGGUUUUUAAAAGGAGGCAGGCUGAAAUGGGAGGAUGAGGAAGUAUUGCUGUAAAAAGUCUUUGUCAUAAAAGCUGGGAGGGCUGUUCUUUAUUUGCUGCAGAGGCACAGGGACUGUGAUUGUGUCUCAUAAACAUUUGUGACGUGUGCUCCAGUCAUGACAUGGGCUGAUGUGAGGUUUGAGAGCUUGGGGCAGGUUCUGUCUCUGAGAAGCUGCAGCUUCAGCAGAGCCACAGAACUGCCCCAUUCUGUGGUGUUACUCCACAUUAACACAAGGGAGACUGAAAACCUCAGUGAGUUGUACCAUGGCCUGUCCCUGUGACUUACACUCCCAGAAGGCUCUUUUGAGAAACAUCUGCUCCAUAUUCGUCAUAGAAGUUUGUAAAUACAGGUUUUUCACAGCACUGACUCUGUUACUGAAUUUCCUGUUGCAUCUUUUUGUUGUCUUGUUGUUUGUACUGUAUUUCUCUGUAGAUUUAAGUGUGUGGAUUAAAAUAUUUAAGCUCGGAUUCUUUUAUUCCUCACUAUGCAUAAAAGCAAAUAUGAUUUUUCAACUCUGUGACAACCCCUGUGACUGCCUGGCUUUGCAGCAGGAUGAGACCAGGGAUUUUAAAAACAAAGUUGCAUUUUGUUGAACUCCAUGGCUGUGUUCCUGCUGGAAAGUCGAGGUGUUUCAAACCCCAAUGCAUGGGAAAAAUUCUAGACAGUGUGGUAAUGUCAUUGGGAAGUAAAUCUAACACUGGUAACAUGCAGAGAUUUGUCUCAGCAGCUGCAGGUUCAUCCUUCACCCCUGGGGAGAAGAGCUGCUGGAGUGAGCUGUGCACAGCACCAGCUUGAGCCACACUUUAGCCCAAGGUUGUGUGAGGAGUCACAACACAGGAAAAUCCCUCACUGCAGAAAGGCAGCGGGCAAACUCUGCCUCUUCCCCUGUGCAUCUGUGGGCAAUGUGAGAACACGCUGGUAACCGCAAGCGGUUUGAGCCGGGAGCCCCGUUCCCGUGCCGUGGAGCAGGUCCAUCUGCGCUGCACCGAGGGCUCCCUGGAGUGGAUGUACCCGGCCCGAGCCCUGCGAGUGGUCCUGGAGCCCAACCUGUCCAGUGCCCGGCACACCACCGUCUGCAUCAAGCCCGCCAGCGACUUCCAGGGUGCCAACAUCUACGUGGAGCGCGCUGGGCAGCUGCACCUGGUGCUGAGCGAGGCCGAAGGGGCUCGGCCCCACCACGUGUCCUGCUUCAGUGCCCACAGGCCGCAGCGAGUGGCCCUGUUCCUGCAGGCCAGCCCGCAGAGGGACAUCAGCCGCCGCACCGCCAGCUUCCAGUACGAGCUGCUGAGCAACCAGAGCACGGCCGGCCCCGACUUCAAAAAGAUGGCCCUGGUGGAAGCUAUGUGCCGUCCUUGUGACAACGUGGAACUUCUUAUGGCCAUUUGCAGCAGUGAUUUUGUGGUGAAGGGAUCCAUCCGAAAUAUCUCCCACGACUCGGAGAACCACAUGUCCCAGGUGGAUGUCAGCGUCCAGAGAGUCUACAGGCAGAAGAACAGGAUUUUCCAGCAGGAUGAAGGGAGUGGGGAGUGGAGAGGCCCCAUCCGAACCCUGCUGCAGUGCAAGGUGAAGAAGGGAGGUGGAGAUUUCCUCUUCACUGGGAAUGAACACUUUGGGGAAGCCUGGCUGGGCUGUGCCCCUCGCUUUAAGGAUUUCAUGUUUGUUUAUCGAGCUGCCAGAGAAAGAGGAGCCAACCCCUGCGAGUUUGAGCUCAACUGACAAAGAGAGACACUGUUGUUGAGAGCUCAGUUUUCAGAUACUGAACCUGGAGCAGAGUUAAAACCCAGGACUAAAGCUGACAAUUCCACCCAAACUGGGAGCUGGAGAAUUCCCUGAGGAUAAUGGCUCUGUGAGCCCUGUGAACUCUUUUAACUCUCAUUAGUUUCUUCUUCUUCACAUUGUCCUUGUCUCACAAAAUAACUCUGGAUUUUGAAAAGAUUGUCUUUUUUGGGGGGUUAGAAAGCAGCAGCUUGUGCCCAGGAUUACAAAAUUCUAAUAUGUUUAGCUCUGUCUACAUGCAAUGUGCUUUUUCUCCAGAUAUUUUUCUCCUCCCCAAUCUCUGCUUGAUUUCUUUUCCUUUACAGAUGAAUGUGGAAACUCUCUCUAAGCUAGGGGGGUAGGAAACUACCCUUGAGGG
Molecule: messenger RNA, 4636 nt
Organism: Corapipo altera (White-ruffed manakin)
Lineage: Eukaryota; Metazoa; Chordata; Aves; Passeriformes; Pipridae
Product: meteorin-like protein
Exons: 6
Coding region: 3508-4218 (236 amino acids)
Molecular function (GO): hormone activity
Source: RefSeq, a predicted model, not a curated record